UGUUAAUAUAACCCAACGGCAACUGGGCCUGCCUGCAAGUAUUGAUCGCAUCUUGGGCUCUCGUCCCCAUGUACAUCGACGCCAACACCACCCAUGCCGAUGCUUGAACGUUUACCGGAACACUAGAACCAAGACUUUUAUUCAUCUUCUUCAACAAAAUCCAAUUUCUUCUUCUUCUAUCAUUGAAGGUUAAUUAAAAAGUAAGCACCCAGCUAAGCACUCCACUGUUUUCGAAUUUCCUGUUGAUUUGUUUCCACGCUUUCUCGCAUUCCUUUAACUGCAAAAAAAGAAGUCAUUGUCCAAAUUGUGCUCAAGGUUUCUUUUCUUUUAAGAGUCGAAGCACUAAAGAGAUGCAGAAAUUAGGUGACUUCAAGCUGCCCCAGUUCUUCAAUUACCCGCCCUACUUCACUUUGCAGCCAGUGAGGGACACUCGAGAGAAGCAGGUACAGCUUUGGAAGGAACUUAUCCUUGAUUACUGUAGGACUCAAAAGAUAUUCGUGAUUGGACUGGAAGAAGAAUUUCCUCUGUUUUCAAAUCAUUUGAUCGAAAGAUCUCUCAGUAAUGAAGCUAGAGAAGCAUUUCUAUCAGCGUUAGUGUCAGAAGGCCGUGCAGAAUGGUUGGACAGAGGACACAGAAAAUGCCUGAUUCUUUGGCACCGGAUUCAAGAUUGGGCUGACAUUCUCUUACAUUUUGUGAGAGAUAAUGGCUUCGAGGACAGUGUCAUGACUGUUGAGGAAAUACGCACAGGGGUUGAAUCUCGGGGAACAGAACUUCAUGGUAUAGAUCGCACAAUUUUGAUGCGAGCAUUGAAACUACUAGAACAUAAAGGGAAGCUUGCAAUCUUUAAGGGAACUUCAACUGAUGAUGAAGGUGUGAAAUUCUCUGUGUAAUGCUUCAACCGCUGCUUCGAUAAGUCUCUUGCUACUUUCAAGAUAUUAUACAAAUAUUAUCAGACCAUACUGGCUGUCACUAUGUUUUUGUGGAUUUGAUCAUUGUCAUUUUCCUUUUCCUAUGUAUGAUUUUGUUGUUCUUUUUGUAUCAUUCUGGGCAGUCGUGAUUAGUGAACAUUCUUUGCUUCCUCUGUUUUUUGGGAAGCGGUACCAAUUAAUGUGCAAUGUCAGGGGUGAUUUUGGUUU
Molecule: messenger RNA, 1136 nt
Organism: Populus trichocarpa (black cottonwood)
Lineage: Eukaryota; Viridiplantae; Streptophyta; Magnoliopsida; Malpighiales; Salicaceae
Product: vacuolar protein sorting-associated protein 25
Exons: 7
Coding region: 351-890 (179 amino acids)
Biological process (GO): protein transport to vacuole involved in ubiquitin-dependent protein catabolic process via the multivesicular body sorting pathway
Cellular component (GO): ESCRT II complex
Molecular function (GO): protein homodimerization activity; structural molecule activity
Source: RefSeq, a predicted model, not a curated record